AUGCUCUACUCCAGCAGCCGCCUCCUAGCGGCCCGGGCGGCGACCACGCUUCCCGCCCAGCCCAGAGCCCGGGACUCAGCGCCCCGCUGCCGAAGGAGAGAACUACACUUCCCGGGCCACCCCGCGCUGCCCGUUUGUUAUUUCUUGGCGGGGCGGCUGACCAGACCCAGCCUGCCGCUGGGCCGAAGGGUUAUUCUGAGGAGGGGAAAGAUGCCGCCCGCAAUGGGCGGAAGCCUCUCAGGGUCUGAGCUGCGCGCCCGGCGGGGUCGCUGUGGACCCCAGGCAGCUAGGACCGUGGGCCCAGACAUGGCCACUGAAGAUGCAGCGCGAAGCCCCAAACGGCCUGCUCAGGGCUCGCGGCGCCUCGAGGCAGCCGGCCGGUGGGCCCUGCUGGUCCUGGUGACGCUGCUAUCCUUCGCUACCCGUUUCCACCGUCUGGAUGAGCCACCACACAUCUGCUGGGAUGAGACUCACUUCGGAAAAAUGGGAAGUUACUAUAUCAACCGCACCUUUUUCUUUGAUGUGCAUCCACCUCUGGGAAAGAUGCUGAUAGGUCUUGCUGGCUACCUGAGUGGCUAUGAUGGCACCUUUUUGUUCCUGAAGCCGGGGGACAAAUACGAGCAUCACAGCUACAUGGGCAUGAGAGGAUUCUGUGCAUUCCUGGGUUCCUGGUUGAUCCCCUUUGCCUACCUCACUGUAUUGGAGCUAUCCAAGUCUGUCCCGGCGGCUCUGCUCACCGCUGCUCUCCUCACCUUUGACACAGGAUGCCUCACUCUGUCUCAGUACAUCCUCCUUGACCCCAUCCUGAUGUUCUUCAUCAUGGCUGCCAUAUUGAGCAUGGUUAAGUACAACUCCUGCGCAGACAGGCCCUUCUCUGCCCCCUGGUGGUUGUGGCUCAGCCUAACGGGCAUCAGUAUUGCUGGUGCUCUAGGGGUCAAGUUUGUUGGCCUCUUUGUCAUCCUGCAAGUGGGGUUGAACACCGUUUCCGACCUUUGGCACCUGCUCGGAGACCUCAGUCUUUCCCUGGUAACUGUGGGAAAACACCUGCUGGCUCGCAUCCUGUGCCUCAUAGUGUUGCCCCUGGCUCUCUAUACGGCCACCUUUGCUGUUCACUUCCUGAUUCUGAGUAAGAGUGGUCCUGGCGAUGGCUUCUUCAGUUCUGCCUUCCAGGCCCGGCUUUCAGGGAACAACCUUCACAAUGCUUCCAUCCCCGAACACCUGGCCUAUGGCUCUGUGAUCACUGUGAAGAACCUCCGGAUGGCCAGUGGCUACCUCCACUCCCACAGGCACCUCUACCCUGAGGGCAUUGGUGCCCGACAGCAGCAGGUCACUACCUAUUUGCACAAGGACUACAACAACCUGUGGAUUAUCAAGAAACAUAACACGAACGCAGAUCCCCUAGAUCCGUCAUUUCCAGUGGAGUUUGUGAGACAUGGAGACAUCAUUCGACUAGAACACAAAGAGACCUCUCGGAACUUGCACAGCCACUAUCAUGAGGCACCCCUGACCCGGAAGCACUAUCAAGUUACUGGCUAUGGCAUAAAUGGUACAGGAGACUCAAAUGAUUUCUGGCGGAUUGAGGUGGUAAACAGAAAAUUUGGAAACCGCAUCAAAGUACUGAGAAGUCGAAUUCGCCUGAUCCAUCUGGUCACCGGUUGUGUCUUGGGCUCCUCAGGAAAGGUCCUGCCCAAGUGGGGCUGGGAGCAGUUGGAAGUUACUUGCACUCCAUACCUGAAGGACACCCUCAACUCCAUCUGGAAUGUGGAGGACCAUUUCAAUCCCAAACUGCCAAACAUCAGUCUGGACGUGCUGAAGCCCAGUUUUUCUGAGAUCUUGCUGGAGUCCCACAUGGUCAUGUUCCGGGGGAACAGUGGCCUGAAACCCAAGGACAAUGACUUUACCUCCAAACCCUGGCACUGGCCUAUCAACUACCAGGGUCUGCGAUUCUCAGGGGCCAAUGACACGGACUUCCGAGUCUAUCUGCUUGGCAACCCGGUGGUCUGGUGGCUGAAUCUGUUGAGCAUUGCCCUCUACCUCCUCACAGGGAGCCUCAUUGCUGUGGCUGUGCAGAGAGGGGUGCGCCUGCCAGUGGAGGUGGAAGGGCUGUCCCAGGUCCUGCUGCAUGGAGGCGGUCAGGCCCUGCUUGGCUGGAUGCUCCAUUACUUCCCGUUCUUCUUGAUGGGCCGGAUCCUCUACUUCCACCACUAUUUCCCAGCCAUGCUCUUCUCCUGCAUGCUAACAGGGAUUCUGUGGGACACGCUCCUGCGCCUUGGUGCCUGGCGCCUGGCCAGCUGCAUCCACCUGUGGGGAAUCCUGAGCUUGCUCCUGGGAACUGCCUACAGCUUCUACCUCUUCCACCCGCUGGCUUACGGGAUGGUUGGUCCCCUGGCCCAGAACCCCCUCAGUCCGAUGGCAGGGCUAAGGUGGCUGGAAUCUUGGGACUUCUGA
Molecule: messenger RNA, 2448 nt
Organism: Chrysochloris asiatica (Cape golden mole)
Lineage: Eukaryota; Metazoa; Chordata; Mammalia; Afrosoricida; Chrysochloridae
Gene: POMT2
Product: protein-O-mannosyltransferase 2
Exons: 21
Coding region: 1-2448 (815 amino acids)
Biological process (GO): protein O-linked glycosylation via mannose
Cellular component (GO): endoplasmic reticulum; membrane
Molecular function (GO): dolichyl-phosphate-mannose-protein mannosyltransferase activity
Source: RefSeq, a predicted model, not a curated record